Molecule: messenger RNA, 1305 nt
Organism: Pezoporus flaviventris
Lineage: Eukaryota; Metazoa; Chordata; Aves; Psittaciformes; Psittacidae
Gene: ARMH1
Product: armadillo like helical domain containing 1
Source: RefSeq, a predicted model, not a curated record
AAGAGAUCAUGACUUCUGUCAAAGAGCAGGAAGCCACCAGGAGGCUCAUGGUUUUCUUACAGGAAUGGGAUAGUGCCCACAAAGUUGCAUGAAGCCACAUACUGGACAACUUCAUUAAAAGCAAUGACAGCAAGACAGAACCAGAACUGUAGCUGGAGUUAUCCCAGUGAGCCAGCUUGUUUCUGGCUCGCCUAGCAGCAUGGCUCAAGAUGACCUACACGUACAGCACAUGCCUCAGCAAACUGCUCAGGUCCAUUGGCAUCUUUUUAUCUGCUGCAAGCGGACACAGAUACCUUAUAGAAUUCCUGGAGAUUGGAGGUGUCUUGAUUCUCCUGGAAAUACUAGGGCUGAACUACCACAAAGAAGAGGACAAGAGGGAGUCUGUAAAGCCGCUGCAGCUCAUUGAAGAUGCUGGCAGGAAGUAUGAGCUCAUCUGUGAAAGCUACGGAGUUGAAUCCCUUGCCAAGUUCUUGGCCACUUCCAACUCAGCAGAGGCUCAAGGAAACACGCAGAUUCUGCUGGGCUCUUUGGGUCACAGCAAUCCAAAGUACCAGAACCAAGUCUACAAAGGCCUCAUUGCUGUGCUGCCGUGUGCCUCCCCCCAAGCCCAGCAGCUGGCUCUGCAGACACUGCGGGUCAUGCAGGAUGUGGUGGGAGAGGUGCCCACAGCCGUGGUGGAGCUGGUGCUGGGUGUGCUGCGCUCCACACACCUGCAGGUCCAGCACGAAGCCAUCCAGCUGCAGAAGGUCCUCAUGGCCCACCAGGUCCGCCCAGCGCUGCUGGAGGGCCUCGUGGCGUUUCUGACACCAUGCUGCAGGAAAGAGCUCACCUUCUGCAGCGAGACCGCCAAAAACCCAGCCGUACCUGGCCUGAAAGAACCCAAGCUGGUGUAUAGUCAGCAGGCAGCUGCUGCAAAAAUCGUUGGUGUCUUAGCGAAGGAGUCAUCAGAAGUGGCUGAGGAGCUGAUCCAGAUGAAGGUGGUACACGGCCUGAUGGUUGCUGUGGGGAACCUGGACUGUGUGGGCAGCCAGAGAUACGCCAGCAUCUCCCUGGAGUAUUUUGUCCACCCCUUUCCCUAGGAGGAGUGCAUGAAGGAUGCAUUAGGGGACACGUUGUUCCAGUACUUCAUGGUUGCUGCCAGACUAGCUUGUACAGGAAACAAUUAUCUUCAGAAGGAUGUAAUUCAUCAUGCAGUAUUUCCUCCUCCCAACCAGAUCUACCCACCACGAACUUUUCAGGAAGUCCCACUGCCACUCUGAAGUAAAGGCAGCAUUUCUAAGGUGAUACACCACUGUAAUAGAAUUA